Molecule: messenger RNA, 1707 nt
Organism: Beta vulgaris subsp. vulgaris (sugar beet)
Lineage: Eukaryota; Viridiplantae; Streptophyta; Magnoliopsida; Caryophyllales; Amaranthaceae
Product: ATP phosphoribosyltransferase 2, chloroplastic
Exons: 11
Coding region: 116-1339 (407 amino acids)
Biological process (GO): L-histidine biosynthetic process
Cellular component (GO): cytoplasm
Molecular function (GO): magnesium ion binding; ATP phosphoribosyltransferase activity
Source: RefSeq, a predicted model, not a curated record
AGUUACUUGGUGACAAAUAUAGUUUACAAUCCAUCUCUUUCCAGACUCUCUCAAGCCACCCCCUUAUUCUCACUGUAACAACAAACACUAACAGAGAAAACUCCGCAGCUCAAAAAUGGCGACGAUGCUACAAUUAUCACCUUUUCUUCAUCAAUGUUCGUCUCUCUCCGCAUUUCCGCAUUCCUCGCUUUCUUCACCAUCAAUCUCCUUGUCGUCUUCUUCAUAUUCUCGUUUGUCUGUGAAAUUAAGAGUGUAUGCAUGUAUUCAGACAUCUCCUUCUCCAAUGAAUGUGGUAAAUGGAAACGCUGAUUUUAGCGCUAUUGAGCGCGCUGAAAUUCGCUUUGGACUUCCUAGUAAAGGUCGCAUGGCAUCCGACACGCUUGACCUGCUUAAGGAUUGUCAGUUGUCGGUGAAGCAAGCGAAUCCACGGCAAUACGUUGCUCAAAUUCCUCAGCUUUCAAAUUUGGAAGUCUGGUUUCAGCGACCAAAAGAUAUUGUAAGGAAGCUGCUAUCUGGAGAUCUGGAUCUCGGUAUUGUAGGAUUUGAUACUCUUAGUGAGUAUGGAAAGGGCAGCGAAGAUCUCAUUAUUGUUCAUAAUGCUCUGGAGUAUGGGGAGUGCCACUUAUCACUUGCAAUUCCCAAAUAUGGCAUAUUUGAGAAUAUAAAUUCCGUGAAGGAGCUUGCGGAAAUGCCGCAAUGGACAGCUGACAAACCUCUGCGAGUCGCAACUGGUUUUACUUAUCUGGGUCCGAAGUUCAUGAAAGAUAACGGGCUAGAGCAUGUUGCUUUUUCAACUGCGGAUGGAGCACUUGAGGCUGCCCCUGCUAUGGGGAUAGCUGAUGCAAUUUUGGACCUUGUAAGUAGUGGGACAACUUUAAAAGAGAACAAUUUGAAAGAAAUUGAAGGUGGUAUUGUGUUGCAGAGUCAGGCUGUGCUUGUUGCAAGCAGGAAAUCCUUGAUUCAUCGUAAAGGUGUUCUUGACACAACCCAUGAGAUAUUAGAAAGAUUUGAGGCACACCUCAGAGCAGUUGAUCAGUUUACGGUAACGGCAAACAUGAGGGGCAGUAGUGCAGAGGAAGUUGCUGGGAGAAUCCUUAGCCAAUCAUCUCUGUCUGGACUGCAGGGGCCCACUAUUAGUCCUGUUUUCUGUAAAAGAGAUGGAAGGGUGUCAGCAGAUUAUUUUGCUAUAGUUAUAUGCGUACCUAAAAAGGACCUCUAUAAGUCCGUUAAGCAGCUAAGAGCUAUUGGUGGCAGUGGAGUCCUCAUUUCACCUCUCACCUAUAUAUUUGAUGAAGAAACUCCGAGAUGGAGCGAGUUGCUUGCCAAUCUCGGCCUAUGAUGAUCAACAUCAUUCUUCGGUGUUCUCUUGUGUGCUCUAGAGGUGGAGUGUAUUUAGAAAAAGUAUUUGGAAGCGAUUACUAAAUUUUGUUUGUCAUAUUUGUUAGAAAUUAAUCAAUUAUCUACUCUCAGUAAGCCCUAUCCAAUCUUUGAUGAAGUAGAUGAAAGGAUAGUUUGAAUUUGAACUACUUGGUUGUAGUGAGUGGUAUAUCUCAAUUAAUAUUUGAUAGAAGAGCAAGAUUGCACAGGGAGUAGUACGAAAGUCUGCUCAAUGUACUUCCAAUGUUGUAGAGUUGAGUGUUGAAUGAAUAUUCUACGGUUUGCUCAGAGCUUGUUUGAUAUCAAAUUUCAGAUGACUUCUUCCUCGAA